GAUUAAAACAGGUCCUUGUUGUGGGGACAUACCUCCUGAGCAUCGUGAGCAUUCCGGGAUCUCAGUCGGCGCCUACGAAUCGAGCUGCAGCGAUGGAAGAGGAACGUCUGAGUUCGAAACCCAAGUGGAUCAACCCUUGCGGAAUACGCCGGGAUCAGGAUGAGCAGGACACCUACACUGAGGUGCCUCAAGUCUCGGAGAAAGACUUGUUAACGCAGAUCAUCGCUCAAGCUAACAUCGCCCUCACGAACGCGAAGCAGUUUCAGAAUGAAUUCGCCCUGAAAACGUUCAAUUCGGAUCCGGAAAGUUUGCAUACUCAGUGGCAGGCUAACCAUUACGAUUGGCUUCCACUCACGAUGAUGGAUUCAGAGCAAAUUCCUGAACUUAAUAUGAAGAACAGUUUGAUCGACAUCUACGAGCAUCUGCAGAAGUUCGCCGUCGGAUUGGAGCAGAUCGUGUGGGACCAGGAGGACAACCGCGGUGCCUUCCUGAAGAACUUCACCGACACCGAAUACAAUCUACGAUCGUUGCUCUGCGAAAUCCAGAUGGCCAUCAUCGAGCUGGGUCUGUCGCAGAAGCCGGACAUCACCAGGGAUUUGAUGGGUCCGGAUUUCCGCAGCAUCACCGACGCCACCGAGCGCAACCUGCGCGAUUGGCUCAUCUACAGAGAUUACAUGUCCGCCCUCGACUACACCGUGAAAGCGUUCGGCAACAUCUACGCGACGUUCUGAUCUGAGUUGCAGAUCUACGUUAACAUCCUCGCCUUGUCGUAUCCGAGAGGAGAGGUAAAUGAAGAUUUGGAUGACGAUGAAGAAAAGUUGAUGAUGAUGACGAUGAUGAGAAACGACGACCGGAUUAUCAGAUUUGGGAAAUCGACGAAGGCGUCGUUCGCAAGCAACAAAAGCCCCCCUUUUACUCUUGUAAAACUUGUUUUUUUAAAAUUUUAUUUCCCCGUCUUCUAAUUAAUUAACUCUUAGAUGUAAUUAUUUAUUAUUC
Molecule: messenger RNA, 996 nt
Organism: Nicrophorus vespilloides
Lineage: Eukaryota; Metazoa; Arthropoda; Insecta; Coleoptera; Silphidae
Source: RefSeq, a predicted model, not a curated record